AUGGCCCAAAACAAGAUUCUCUAUUCUGCAAAGCUCGACGAGAACAUGCAAAGAUCAGCCUACUUUGAGACAAACAAGAGAACCGUCAAAUCAAACAUCAUGCUGAAGUUUGUGACGAAGGCGAUGGAUAUCGAGCUUCAAGGUGAAGCCGAUUUCAUGACUACUCUUGAAGAUCCAAUCAAACACUUGAAACGUAUUGAACAAUUCAUGAAGAAGAGUGCUGAUGCUGAGUAUGAUUUCUUGGAUUUCUGGGAAGCGAAUCAAAAGUUCUUUGCUAUGAAGCAAGGAACAACAGAAAACUUGAUGCAUUUCAAGGAACGAUUCUUGAGACAGGCUGAAGUCCUGCAAGAUCUAUAUGGCGUGGCCUGGUUCCGAGAUUUUGCAAUCAAGACUAAAGCAUAUGCUGCUAUUGCUAGCACCGAUACUGCUGCUCAAAACAAGUUCAAGGAUGAUAUCUUUGAAGCCAUUUUUGCAACAGGAUUUCUGUGCAACUGCGAUCAAACAAGAACAGCUCCUCUAUGCUGGAUCUUCAGACAAACUAUUGCAGAGAAGUGGAUAAUUAUCCAAAGACGGUCAGCACAGCACAAGAUAUGUUGA
Messenger RNA from Cylindrotheca closterium, 597 nucleotides. Lineage: Eukaryota; Bacillariophyta; Bacillariophyceae; Bacillariales; Bacillariaceae. The record is from the annotation of a GenBank genome assembly.